AUGGUUCUCACAACUGGUCUCAAAGGCGCCCAUGUGCUCAUCACAGGAGGCACGCGGGGUAUGGGAGAAGCAAUGGUCCAUAAGUUCCUCCAGGAGGAAGCCAAUGUAUCCUACUGUGCUCGAACCGUCACCAAUACCGAGUAUGAUGACUUCUACUCGACCCUCGCUGAGGGAAAUACCGCCCGCGCUGUAGGCACGGCGUUCGAUGUCGCUAGCAAAGAUUCCCUCGUCAAGUGGGUCGAGAGCUCCGCCGAGCGACUCGGACGAAUUGACGUGAUUAUCGCCAAUGCCUCGCCGAUGCAUAUGGAAGGCGAGACGGAGCACUGGGAGAGCAGUUUCGCGAUCGAUGUCAUGGGUUUCGUUGAGCUGGUCAAGGCGGCUACUCCCUACUUGGAAAAGUCCCCCCAGGCAUCCAUCAUCGUGCAGAGCUCUUUCAUGGGGCGGGAAUUCUACCGGUCCCCUCCGGCGGCCUACGGGCCCUGCAAGGCAGCGCAGCUGCAGCAUGUCCAGGAACUGUCCCACUUCUUGGGGCCUAAGGGCAUCCGCGUCAAUGCCAUCUCCCCAGGACCGGUCCUGUGUAAGGGAGGUCCCUGGGAGCUGUAUUCAAAGAUCAACCCGGAAUGGGUGGAGGAACAGCGAUUGAAGAUUCCUCUUAAGCGUUUGGGAGGGCCGACAGAGGUGGCGAAUGUGGCUGUGUUCCUGGCGAGUCCCCUGGCCAGCUUUGUGUCAGGCACGAAUAUGUUGGUCGAUGGUGGAAUUCAUGUUGGAACCCAAUUUUAG
Messenger RNA from Penicillium expansum, 780 nucleotides. RefSeq names its product SDR family NAD(P)-dependent oxidoreductase. Lineage: Eukaryota; Fungi; Ascomycota; Eurotiomycetes; Eurotiales; Aspergillaceae. The record is from RefSeq and is a predicted model, not a curated record. The transcript is spliced from 3 exons. Gene Ontology annotation, molecular function: oxidoreductase activity, acting on the CH-OH group of donors, NAD or NADP as acceptor. The coding region runs from base 1 to 780 and encodes 259 amino acids.